AAGGAGGCAAAGUCUGUUCUCCGUGACAUCAGCAGUCCCUUCGUGGACAUUCUAUUGUCUCCUAGAGAGACCUUGGAAUCCCUGUGAUGUCACCAGUAUCGUUGUGACAACCAAUUCCCUACUUUUUCUCUUAGUGUCCAAAGGAUAUAUCCACAGACAUGUUUGCCCGUCUUUGUAGGUGCUUUGGGAGAGUUGAUGUUGAUAGAGAAGAGUCUAGAGUGAAGCAAACGAAACCUAAAGAGGCCUGCAGACAGACGUCAUCCCCUGAAAAUGUCCUAAACAAGGUGCAGGCCAACGAGGAAGAGGAGAGGCUGAAUAGAGAACUGGAGCUAACUACCAAGGAGAGAAAUGAGCUGACAGAUCGCCUCCUUUAUGUGACAGGUGGAUCCAUGAGCAAGAGCCCCUACUUCAGGCCAAAUCCAUUUUAUGAAAACUUGAAGAUAAAGGAGAAAGAGGUCAUGUCAUUACUGCACAACUUAGACAUAAAGAACAUUGAACAUCGUGAGAAAUUUCAGGAGCUCAAGAAGGAGAUUAACUUCUAUCGGUAAGUACUGGUCAGAAGGGCCCAUCAUUGUGGAAUGGCCAUGGCUGCCUCUCUUUGUUCUGGACUGGAGAGCCUGCAGCUCUGGGUCCAUCUCUUCUGCUGUUUAAAUAUCACUGUGCCGUGGGUCUUUUGGACUCAGUUUCAGUUCCAUAAGAGACUGUGACUUCUCACCACAGUGUCUAUGCAUCUUUAGAAGGCUCUGGAUAGAACUAUACUGAUUCAGGCAUCAGAGUGUUAUUAGGCCGACCUGGGCCUCUGGGGUCAUACCAGGUUUAACAAAGCUCAAUGUGUGGACCACAUGGUUAGCAUGACCUCCCUUGGUUCUACUGUCCUCUUGUGGUUGUUUGCUGCCUACUAAUUGAUGUUGCCCCGAUGCAUUGGGCUUUCAUGGAUAGUUGUAGAUCCCUUGUUCUUUUGG
Rattus rattus (black rat) is the source of this 962-nucleotide messenger RNA. RefSeq names its product disks large homolog 5-like. Lineage: Eukaryota; Metazoa; Chordata; Mammalia; Rodentia; Muridae. The record is from RefSeq and is a predicted model, not a curated record. The coding region runs from base 159 to 548 and encodes 129 amino acids. The transcript has 3 exons.